Fusarium keratoplasticum is the source of this 990-nucleotide messenger RNA. RefSeq lists its product as uncharacterized. The transcript is spliced from 3 exons. NCBI's taxonomy places the organism in Eukaryota, Fungi, Ascomycota, Sordariomycetes, Hypocreales, Nectriaceae. Gene Ontology annotation, molecular function: monooxygenase activity; oxidoreductase activity, acting on paired donors, with incorporation or reduction of molecular oxygen. The record is from RefSeq and is a predicted model, not a curated record. The coding region runs from base 1 to 990 and encodes 329 amino acids.
AUGGCUGAACCCGAGACUGCAAAGAAAUCUCAGACCAAGAACAAGCUCAUCCUCAAUGCCUUCGUGGGGGCAUGUAGUGGGCAUCAGUCACCCGGCCUGUGGCAACAUCCAGAUGACCGCUCGUCCGAGUUCAACACCCUCCAGCAUUGGGUCAAGCUCGCUGAGCUCCCGGAAGAACCCGGCUUUCAUGGAAUCUUUAUCGCAGAUGUUUUGGCAUGUUACAUGAAGCUUAUUUCAUCACUUCUUUUUGAGUUGCAUUGGAUCGAGGCCGGUGCAUACGGUGCAUACAAGGGCCCCAGGAACGUUGGACCCGCUCCAAGCUCAGGAGCCCAGUUUCCAGUAAACGACCCGUUUGGGCCAGUUUCUGCCAUGGCUGCGGCUACAGAGAGCAUCGGGUUCGGACUCACCGUCUCGACGACUUUUGAAGACCCGUACUAUCUUGCGCGGCGACUCAGCACGCUUGACCAUCUAACCGGCGGAAGAAUCGGCUGGAACGCAGUAACGGGCUACCUAGAAUCAGCUGCCCGUAACCUCGGGCUUGACAGGCUUCCUGAUCACGACCAGAGAUAUGCCAAGGCCGAUGAAUACAUGGAUGUGGUAUACAAACUCUGGCAAUCCUCUUGGAGGGAUGACGCUGUUAAGCUCGACCGCCAAUUUGGAGUUUAUACCGACCCGGAAUUUAUCCGCACGAUCGACCACGUUGGCAUAUUCUACAACGUUCCUGGCCCUCAUAUCUGUCAACCCUCACCACAGCGGACGCCCGUUAUAUUACAGGCCGGUACCCCUUCUGCCGGGAAAGCCUUCGCAGCCAAGCACGCUGAAGACGUGUUUGUUUCCACCCUCACCCAAGCUAUUGUAGCCCAAAAUAUUGCUGAUAUCCGUGCGAAAGCCCGCGAGCUCGGCCGCGACCCGCAAGCCAUCAAGUUCCUCGCAAUGGUUAUUCCUGUGCUGGGCGCAACCGAGGAAGAGGCUCAGGCCAAGUAUAACUAA